Aspergillus alliaceus is the source of this 1285-nucleotide messenger RNA. Its product is annotated as urate oxidase. Gene Ontology annotation, molecular function: urate oxidase activity. NCBI's taxonomy places the organism in Eukaryota, Fungi, Ascomycota, Eurotiomycetes, Eurotiales, Aspergillaceae. The transcript has 3 exons. Bases 1 to 909 code for a protein of 302 amino acids. Gene Ontology annotation, cellular component: peroxisome. Gene Ontology annotation, biological process: purine nucleobase catabolic process; urate catabolic process. The record is from RefSeq and is a predicted model, not a curated record.
AUGUCCGCAGUAACAGCAGCCCGCUACGGUAAGGACAACGUCCGUGUCUACAAAGUCCACAAGGAUGAGAACACCGGUGUCCAGACGGUGUAUGAGAUGACUGUCUGUGUGCUCCUGGAGGGAGAAAUUGAGACCUCUUACACCAAAGCCGACAACAGUGUCAUUGUUGCAACAGACUCCAUCAAGAACACCAUAUACAUUCUCUCCAAGCAGAACCCCGUUACCCCUCCCGAGCUGUUCGGCUCCGUCCUGGGUACUCACUUCAUCGAGAAGUACAAGCACAUCCAUGCCGCGCAUGUCAACAUUAUCUGCCACCGCUGGUCCCGCAUGGACAUCGACGGCAAGCCGCACCCACACUCGUUCGUCCGUGACAGUGAGGAGAAGCGGAUUGUGCAGGUGGACGUAGCAGAAGGCCAGGGUAUCGACAUCAAGUCGUCGCUGUCUAAGCUGACUGUACUGAAGAGCACCGGCUCGCAAUUCUGGGGCUUCCUGCGGGACGAGUACACCACGCUCAAGGAGACCUGGGACCGGAUUCUGAGCACCGACGUGGAUGCCUCCUGGCAGUGGAAGCGGUUCAGCGGUCUGGACGAGGUCCGCUCGCAGGCGCCCAAGUUUGACGCCACCUGGGCUUCGGCGCGGGAGAUCACGCUCAAGACAUUUGCCGAGGAUAACAGCGCCAGUGUGCAGGCUACCAUGUACAAGAUGGCGGAGCAGAUCCUAGCGCGCCAGCCAUUGGUCGAGUCUGUCGAGUACUCGUUGCCGAACAAGCACUACUUCGAAGUUGACUUGAGCUGGCACAAGGGCCUCCAGAACACCGGCAAGAAUGCCGAAGUCUUCGCUCCGCAGUCAGACCCUAAUGGUCUGAUUAAAUGUACCGUCGGACGGUCGUCUCUCAAGUCCAAGUUGUAAACCACAAGAUUCUCAAGUUCCGGAGUUUCCAAGGCAACCUGUAUAUAGUCUGGGAUAGGGUAUAGCAUUUAUUUGUGUUUUUUUUCUCUCUCUCUCUCUCUAUCUCUCUUCUCCACUUUGGCACGUAUAAUACAAAUGCAUCGUAGAUACGACGAUGCAAAGAACAGUCUUUCCGAAGCUGGAAACGAGAUACCCAAACGUUAUAUCAAAACAGAUCAAAGAGAACUCCCACCCAUGCGCUAGCAUAUAAACAGCAAAAACCAUAAAAUUACAGAAGAACAAAUACAGUAGACCAUCUGUGAGCUACCCGGAAACUGAGAACGAGAGAAGAGCAAGACUAGGCCUCAGGCUUGGCCUCCUUAAACGCCUCCUUCAC